UUCUUGCACCGCGGAGGGUUGCUCGUUUGUGGGAAAGAACUGGACGGAGAUGACAAACCACAAAAAAGUUCAUAUAGUCAGGGUACGGUGUGAUCAGUGUAAGAAAACAUUCAGUGAUAGCUGGUUCCUGAAGCAGCAUCAGCAUGUUCACUCUGAAGAGCGCGUGGUGUAUCACUGCCCCAGAGAUGGAUGUUCCCGCUCUUACACCACUGCGUUCAGUCUUCAGAGCCACAUACUGUCAUUCCACGAAGAGCAGCGCUCCUUCAUCUGCACUCAGCUUGGCUGCGGCAGGUCCUUUGCCAUGAAGCAAAGUUUACUGCGCCAUGGUGUGGUUCAUGAUCCUGAAAAGAAGCAGGGUAACUACUUGCAGUAUUUAUUACUGAUCAGCUGAAACGGACUUUUAGUCUUUAGGUUGUACAACAGGUAUUUAAAAUGUUUUUAAGUUGAAAAUAACUGCCCUUAUUGUCUCUUUCAGUUGAAACCCCAUCCGAAGCACUCCCUGGCGUCCCGUCUGAGUGGCCACAAACCAAAAAACAAACGUCUAACAGAAACUUCAAAUUCAGAUGAAUCUUCGGUGCCACAAAAUAGCCAAUCAGAAACCAUUAUGAAUCUGCAAUUAAAUGGUCCAUUGCCUUCUUUCAGCUCUGAAAGCUGUAAAUUACCAAAACCAGACUUCCCAGAAACCUCCCAGAGUUUAAUAAGUUCUGAUUUAGAGCCCGUUAAAUCAGAAAGUGUUGUCAGCAAAACAAAAUCCAUUUAUUCUGAGCUCAACGACCCUGCAAAUCCAGUGGUUCACCUUUUAGAGCCCCUCUUAGUGUAGAGUCCAUGAGUCAUAUUCCAGUGAACCCUAAAGCUUUCUAAAGCAACAUUUUUGGAGUCUUACGCCAUUUAUGCUGGUGUCUCCGAGUCAGGUUUUAAAUUCUUGUUCGAAGUCUCUGCUCCCUUUCUCUGCAGUUCUUUAGCAGAAGCAAGCCGAAGGACACACAUGGCAGCACGACCCCCACGAACCACAGACGGUUUCGAUACAAAGCCAACAGCCACUGAUAUCCUCUCCACCAUUUGCAUUAAGACUUUGUCCUGUUUAGG
This is a messenger RNA of Sinocyclocheilus anshuiensis, 1086 nucleotides long. Its product is annotated as transcription factor IIIA-like. Gene Ontology annotation, biological process: regulation of transcription by RNA polymerase II. Bases 50 to 391 code for a protein of 113 amino acids. The transcript is spliced from 3 exons. Gene Ontology annotation, cellular component: nucleus. NCBI's taxonomy places the organism in Eukaryota, Metazoa, Chordata, Actinopteri, Cypriniformes, Cyprinidae. The record is from RefSeq and is a predicted model, not a curated record.